Molecule: messenger RNA, 3191 nt
Organism: Lepus europaeus (European hare)
Lineage: Eukaryota; Metazoa; Chordata; Mammalia; Lagomorpha; Leporidae
Gene: SGPP1
Product: sphingosine-1-phosphate phosphatase 1
Exons: 3
Coding region: 16-1290 (424 amino acids)
Biological process (GO): sphingosine metabolic process; phospholipid dephosphorylation
Cellular component (GO): endoplasmic reticulum membrane
Molecular function (GO): sphingosine-1-phosphate phosphatase activity
Source: RefSeq, a predicted model, not a curated record
GAGGGCCCCGUCGUCAUGUCGCUGAGGCAGCGCCUGGCCCAGCUGGCCGGCCGCCUGCAGGAGCCGCAGAGAGUGGCCCGCUUCCAGCGGCUGUGCGGGGUGGAGGCGCCGCGGGAGGCUGAGGCGGCGGAGGCGCCGCUCGCCGGGGACCUGCGGCGGCGAGGGCUGCGGCCGCCCCCGGGCGAGCGCGGUCAGUGCCCGGCCAAGGCGGACGGCGGCGCCGGCGCCCCCAACGGCGUGCGGAACGGGCUGGCGGCCGAGCGGGGCCCGCGGCGUGCGGGCGCCCUGCGCCGCAACUCGCUGACGGGCGAGGAGGGCGAGCUGGCCCGCGUGAGCAACUGGCCGCUCUACUACCUGUUCUGCCUGGGCACGGAGCUGGGCAACGAGCUCUUCUACAUCGUCUUCUUCCCCUUCUGGAUCUGGAACCUGGACCCCCUGGUGGGCCGGCGGCUGGUGAUCAUCUGGGUGCUGGUCAUGUACCUGGGCCAGUGCACCAAGGACAUCGUCCGCUGGCCGCGGCCCGCCUCGCCGCCCGUCGUCAAGUUGGAGGUCUUCUACAACUCCGAGUACAGCAUGCCGUCCACGCACGCCAUGUCCGGCACCGCCAUCCCCAUCGCCAUGGUGCUGCUCACCUACGGCCGCUGGCAGUAUCCUCUUCUAUAUGGACUGAUUCUUAUUCCGUGCUGGUGCUCUCUAGUUUGCCUAAGUAGAAUUUACAUGGGAAUGCACUCCAUUCUGGAUAUUAUUGCUGGAUUCCUGUAUACCAUUUUAAUCUUAGCUGUCUUCUAUCCACUUGUGGACAUGAUUGACCACUUCAACCAAACUCACAGAUACGCUCCGUUAAUCAUCAUAGGGCUUCACUUAGCUCUGGGGAUCUUUUCCUUCACUCUUGACACCUGGAGCACCUCCCGGGGAGACACAGCUGAGAUUCUGGGAAGUGGUGCUGGAGUUGCAUGUGGCUCUCAUGUCACUUAUAACAUGGGUCUAUUACUAGAACCUUCUCUGGACACAUUGCCUUUAGCUAGGCCCCCGCUUACUGUGACUCUGGUUGGAAAAGCCAUAUUGCGGGUCUUCAUAGGGAUGGUGUUUGUGUUAAUAGUCAGAGAUAUAAUGAAAAAGAUCACCAUUCCUUUAGCCUGCAGAAUCUUCAAGAUACCUUGUGAUGAUAUUCGAAAAGCAAGACAGCACAUGGAAGUUGAACUUCCUUAUCGGUAUAUUACCUAUGGAAUGGUCGGUUUCUCCAUCACAUUUUUGAUUCCUUACAUAUUUUCCUUUAUUGGUAUCUCUUGAUGGAAAAAUACUGUUUAUGAUAAGAAAAGAGGGUAUCAGUUACUGAUCUCAAAGUAUAUUCUAGGUAAAAGCCAGAUCAGAGUUAGGCUUUUGCAGGAAUUUAACUUAAAUAAUUAUUUAAGUAAAUUCAGAAGAGUCAGUGCAUUUUCUCAUUGCACAUCCAAGGUGUUGUGUAAGUGAGCUGAGCUGUUGGAAUACUGAGAAAGUGAUCAGUAUCCAUUGCGAAUGCCCAUGUAAUGUUUGGAGUUUUCUGCUGUUAUGGGCUCAAGUUAUAUAUAAUAGAUAUUAAGGUAUAUAAUAUGAACUUAUAUAUCUAAUAUAUGUUAUAUAUAAAAUAAUAUACCUGAAGUUUUUUUUAACCUGGGAGGGGUGUAUAAAAUCAAUAAUAAUAUGCAAACAAUUGUGCCUGUGUGUUGGGACCUGGUACAAGUAUGUUGUUAUUAACAAAUACGUUUAACAUUUAUUUACUAUGGUAGCCAUUUCCUAAUUGAAUUGCGUAAUUCCUAGACCAGAAUUCCUGUGCUACCACACAUUGAUUGACUGCCUGUUUUCACACUGCCAUCCCUUUCAUGUUACCUAUGAUACUGAACAUGGGAGGCGUUUUUAGUGGACCAAAUUUUCAGAGAAAUUUGUUUUUGGAGUCCUUAUUUUUUAAAAGUUCUGUACACUGUGUUGAAUGUACUUUUAUUUGCAACUGUUCUGAACAUAAGUUUAAUAAUUCAGGUACUGAAUUUUAUUGCUUGCUAAUUGUGCCUUUCUGUUGCUGAAUUAAGAAAUGCCAUGUAUACUGUGAUGUAAAGGUCAGAUGUUAACUUUACCUUAAGUUACAUAUAAUCAGGCAACCAACAGGGCUAGAAGUAAAACACCCUUAACUUUUUAACCUUUAUUCAGAAAGGAAUGUGGAAUGGGCCUAACUUUCUCACUAAUUUAUUGGAAGGCUAAAUGGAUAAAUAUUUCCAUUUUUUUGUAGGUAUUUUUCUGUGCAUUGUAAGUUAUUGGAACAAGAUAUAUUUUUUUGUGCAUUGUCUUGAUUGUUGAUACUGCAGGCAGAUAGUUCCAGUGAAUGGAAAUGCAGUGGAAGUUUGUAGGUGGGACAAUGCACACACAUAUGUAAGCAAACCGUCUUUCUAAAUUAUUUGGAGAGGAUUGGAUUUCCCAGUGUUAACUUUUAAUACCCAUUUAUUAGCCACUUAAGGUAAAUUUUAAAAAUCUAAAAAUGAGCAUCAGUUCUUUAGAUCUUACUGUUUUCCCCAGUUUUUUUAUUUCCACAGUGGAUAAUUUGGGUAUAGUGUUCUUUUUUCUGUCUGUGCCUUUAUAUUUUUUAAUGUGAUUUUAAUUAAGUUAACAUUAAGUUUAUUGAUAGUAAGAGUUUCUUAAAGAAGAAAAUUAACUUUCCAUACAAGUGAACAUCGGGUGUGGGAUUACUGACUUUAGAGCAGUAUCUAUAUGGUCAUCCAGAAAUAUGACUUAAGAUGUCUCUAUUUUGGACAGCAUAUCUAUCUGAGCUCAUAUUUUUAUAAUCCUGAUUGAGAAUUUAGAGACAUGGUAAUUUUUUUUUUUUUAACCAAAACUGUAUCUGAUAAUUUUAGUAAAGCAACCAAAUUUGGGCUCUUUGCCUAACAGUUAAAAAGAAGCUGAGGCACUUAGGAACAUAUCGGUACGCUGGAAAAUGUGAAGAGAUUUUCUUUUAAAAUAUGUUUGAGGGAUAAAAUAUGUUUGAGGGAUUGUUUCCCAUAAUUUAAGUCUGUGCUAUCCUGUUAAUCUUUAUGUCUACUUAGACAAUAUUUGAAAAUAUUCUACUUCUUUGUGUUCUGUUACCUUCUGUCCCAUGAUAGUUCUCUGCUAAAUGUAUUUUAAAAUAAAAGCCAAAUUCAAGAUUGAAGAGUGUAAUUUGUUGGUUU